Molecule: messenger RNA, 4048 nt
Organism: Hippocampus comes (tiger tail seahorse)
Lineage: Eukaryota; Metazoa; Chordata; Actinopteri; Syngnathiformes; Syngnathidae
Gene: nrg2a
Product: neuregulin 2a
Exons: 11
Coding region: 1620-3782 (720 amino acids)
Biological process (GO): nervous system development; animal organ development; intracellular signal transduction
Molecular function (GO): signaling receptor binding
Source: RefSeq, a predicted model, not a curated record
GUUCUGGCGCCCUCUCCUGGUUACGUUAUGUAAUUGCAGCAUCACCUCUUGAAUUCACAGGUAUGGACACAUGUAAAUGCGAUGGAUUUGGGUCAAACCUUUUGUUUAUCCAUGUUUACUGUCAUAGCUUGCAGAACUGUCCUCAGUCAUAUUUUAUGACCGACAUGUAGAAACGUGAGAUGUCACAUACACAGUGUUUGAAAGAAUAUUUCAUACAACCACAAUAUUGAAUACGCUACUCGAUUGAUAGCUCUGUGAUAGUAGCAUCUGAAAUGGAUUGUUACUGUCUUUCGUAAGUACAGAAUUAACAAAGUCGUUAUAACAACUAUUUCAAAUCUGUGGAUAAUUUACAACCCGACUUGCAUGUUUUUGUCAUGUGGGAGGAAGCCCAUGCAAGCAUGGAGAUGAGGUGUAUGAGCAUCUCUAUAAAGUCGUACGCAGUAGAAUUAUAACGGCGAUGAUUUUGUAUGAGGAUGGCCUACUUGAGUGAAAUGCUGCUCACCUGUUGGUGUUCUCAAUCAAACACCUGCUCUGCAUUCACGAUGCUAUACAAGCUCUGGCCAAUAGAUGUCCCACUUUCAGGGUCUUGACAGGGACAAGUGUGCAUUUGCUCAAACCACACCACCUACAUCCGAAGUCUUAGACUCCACAUAUCGAAAGGAGAGCCGUUUGUCCCCCAGAGUUUUGAGUUAAUACGUAUUAAGAUUCUCUAAGCAUGUUUUAAAGUUUCCAACUGUUGUAGUUCUUUAGCAUCUGUUGUAAAAGCUCUUUCAUCAAUGCUGAAAAAGUCAUGGCAGCGCAUGGUUUAAGAUCUCUGUUGAGCGCCCCUAAUACUCUUUGUUUCGGGCUCAGGACUGUUAGCGAUGUCAAACUACAUCACGAACCACCUUCCAGGACCUGAGCUUGGGAGGAGUGAGGAGAUGGAACCUCCGCCGGCUGCAUGCACACCUCCCAUCCUGCAUUCUUGUGUGACUCUCCCCAAUUCCCCCCACCCUCCUCCUUUUGGCAAUCUGGUCCAUUUUCUGUGGGUCUGUGGAGAGCGGGGGGAGGCGGAGAGAGCCGCGGUGGAAGGCGGCGAGCAGGACCACAAUCAUGUUUUAAUCCUGGGAAUCAAACCUGUGCUUUUUUUCCGGAUGCUUCUGAGACUCGAACGACCGCAACUUGUGGGCUCACUGCAGCAUUUUGGCGUCUUUUGUUGCUUCCGAAUCCGCGGCACUACCCCCCCUUACUGCAAUAUUUGGGCAAAGAUAAGAGCGUCAAGGCUGCCAUGGCAGCAUAGGAGGGGGCAUCCUCAGCCAAUUCCUCGUCUAUGAUGCCUUAUUGCUCAUAUUGUUCCGAUUAGACUGGAUUUGGGAGUCGGCAUCCUUGUAUGUCGCACCGCUGCACGCCACCGACCCGUUGGAAUUAAACGGGGAUCAAGCAGCGGAUCCCGAUGGCAUGGACACUUGUGCGAGGUCCGCCGCGCUGCCGAGCCACUGGAGCCCUCACGCCGUCUCCUCCUCCUCAGCCAGCCCAGCUCCGUCGCCAUCGCCCCGCAGCCCCGAGAGCCCCUCCGCCGCCGCCGCCGUCGCCGCCACCGCCGCACCGCCAGCAGCCACUCACUAGCCACAGCAGGCGGCAUGAGGCUUGAGUCGCUCGCAUCUCUAUCCAUGCUGCUCAUCGGGGUCUCAUUCGCCUGCUACCCCCCGACUUCGGAUUCCCUGCAGGACCGGGCGUACAGGUCGGCCGUGGUGAUCGAGGGCAAGGUGCAGUCAACGCCGGGGAACGCCUCCGCCGAGUUUCCGCCGCAGCCCGGCGUGCACGUCCAAGUGCUGGACGUGUGGCCCCUCCACAGCGGGGGGCUGGAGCCCGAACAGCUCGUCACCGUGCUGGGGGAGUUCGGGUCGGAGGCUCCGUGCGCCGACGUGCAGAAGAACCGCAAGUACAUCUUUUUCAUGGAGCCCACCGAGGCUCCGCUGGUCUACAAGGCUUCAUUCGCACCCCUGGACGCAAGCGGGAAGAGUCUCAAGAAGGACGUUGGCAAGAUUCUGUGUGAGGACUGCGCUUCGGCUCCAAAGUUAAAACCAAUGAAGAAUCCAUCAAUUGUGGACGAGGGAAGCAAGUUCACAGUCAAAUGCGAGGCCUCGGGGAACCCUCUGCCGACCUACCGGUGGUUCAAAGAUGGCAACGAGCUGAAGAAAAGCAAAAAAAUUCGAAUAAAGAACAGCCAGAAAAACUCCAGACUCCAGAUCAGCAGAGCAAAACUGGAGGAUUCUGGGAAUUACACUUGUGUGGUGGAGAACCUGCUGGGAAAGGACAACUCCACUGGCACGAUAAACGUCCAAAGCAUAACCACCACGCUAUCUCCAGGCUCAGGCCACGCUAGAAGAUGCAAUGACACAGAGAAGGCCUUCUGUGUGAAUGGCGGCGACUGUUACUUCAUACAUGGUAUAAACCGGCUUUCUUGCAAAUGUCCCGAUGGAUACUUUGGCCCGCGAUGCUCAAAGACCGAACCUCUGAGGUUGCACAUGCCCAAUCCUUUCAAAAAUCAUCUUGGGAUUGAAUUUAUGGAGGCAGAAGAACUCUACCAGAAGAGAGUCCUGACAAUCACGGGCAUUUGUGUGGCUCUGUUGGUGGUGGGCAUCGUUUGUGUGGUUGCCUACUGUAAAACCAAGAAACAAAGAAAGAAGAUGCACAAUCAUCUGAGACAGAACAUGUGUCCAGAACACCCCAAUCGGAACCUAGCAAAUGGACCCAAUCACCCAGGCCCAGGACCAGAGGAAAUCCCCAUGGUAGAUUACAUAUCAAAGAACGUUCCGGCAACUGAACGAGUCAUCCGGCCUGCGACAGAAGGAUCCUUCCCUGCCAGCCACACCUCUUCCAGGUCUCACAAUUCUUCCACACGAGCCCAUUCAUCAACUCACAGACCCGAAGAACGAACGUGGAGCCUGGAACAUUCGGACAGUGUCCUCUCUGACUCGCCGGGCAUGAUGUCAUCAUCAGUUGGGACCAGUAAAUGCAGCAGCCCCGCAUGCAUGGAGGCACGGGCCCGGCGGGCUGCACACUGUGCUUACAACGACUCCCAUCGGCCGGCCCUCCAAUAUGGGGACUCCUUUGACUCCCUGGGAGACUCUCCGCAUAGCGACAGAUAUGUGUCAGCCCUCACGACACCAGCCCGCCUCUCGCCAGUGGAUUUCCAUUACUCAUUGCCCCCGCAGGUGCCUACCUUCCAGAUCACCUCGCCCAACGCCAGCCACGCCAUGUCCCUGCCCCCCGCUGUCCACAACCCGUACCCCCUGGAAGACAACCAGCCUUUGCUGCGCCGCAACCAAGUGCCCCUCCACGACGCCCAGUGCCAGGAGGCCUACCGGCAGCAACGGCGCACCAAUCCCAACGACAGCAGGGGCAGCCUGCCCUCCAGCCCUUACCGGCUGGCGGACGACGAAGACUAUGAGACCACCCAGGAGUAUCUCUCCUCGAGGGAGCAACCAAAGAGAAGCGGGUCGGGCGCACCCGAUAGCCGGCGCUGGAGGAGAUCCAGACUGAACGGCCACGUGGCCCCGCGUGGAUACGAGGCCUCCCGGGACUACGGCUCCCGGAGCUGCCUAACAGGAAGCGAGUCAGAGGAGGAUGGCGAAAGCACUCCUUUCCUCAGUAUGCAGAACAUGAACGCUGAGCCGUCCACCAUCUACAGGCCGGUGGACAGUCGGACUCCUCAGUCGUCGGGGCGGCACAGUGCGCAUGGGAACAUGCAGACAAGACUUUCACACUCCCGCUCCAAACCGGACACUACACCCCAUUAGCGAGUGACCAUGAACCAAGGAAAAAAAAAAAAAAAAAAAAAAAGUCAGUAUAGUAUAGACCUGCAUCUAUAAGAAAUAUUUUUAUUUUAUAUAACUGACAGAUAUUCUAAACAAAUGAAAUAUUUAUUUUCAUUUUAGCAAAAGUUGUCUACUAGUUAACAGCAAAGACUUUUUUAUAGGGAAAACUCUAUUUAUAUGUACGUUUUGAUUUACAGCAUAAAGAGAUGUGCCAGUUUUUUCACAAUGUCAAAAAGAGAAAAAAAAAA